Molecule: messenger RNA, 2616 nt
Organism: Hyaena hyaena (striped hyena)
Lineage: Eukaryota; Metazoa; Chordata; Mammalia; Carnivora; Hyaenidae
Gene: AAGAB
Product: alpha and gamma adaptin binding protein
Exons: 10
Coding region: 19-966 (315 amino acids)
Source: RefSeq, a predicted model, not a curated record
UGGCUCGCUCUCGCAGCUAUGGCUGCGGGCGUCCCAUGUGCGCUUGUCACCAGCUGCUCGUCCACCUUUACCGGAGACCGGCUGGUCCAACAUAUCCUUGGAGCAGAAGAUCUUCUCGUGGAAGCGACUGCCGAUGAUGCCGUGAGGUUUUAUCCCUGGACCAUUGAUAACAAAUAUUAUUCAGCAGAGAUCAAUCUGUGUGUGGUGCCCCACAAACAUCUCGUCACUGCCGAGGUUGCAGAGUCUGUCCAAGCGUUGGUGGUUUACUUUGACAGCACACAAAAAUCUGGUCUUGAUAGUGUUUCCUCAUGGCUUCCACUGGCAGAAGCAUGGUUACCUGAGGUCAUGAUCUUGGUCUGCGACAGAGUGUGUGAAAAUGGUGUAAACCGACAGAAAGCUCAAGAAUGGUGUAUCAAACAUGGCUUUGAAUUGGUAGAGCUCAGUCCGGAAGAGUUGCCGGAGGAGGAUGAUGACUUCCCAGAAUCUACAGGAGUAAAGCGAAUCAUUCAAGCCUUGAAUGCAAACGUCUGGUCCAAUGUAGUGAUGAAGAAUGAUAGGAACCAAGGCUUUAACCUUCUCAGCUCACUGGCUGGAGCAAACCAUAGCAUGGGGUCAGCAGAGAUGCGUCACUCAGAGCAGCCCCGUUUGCCAGCAGCAGCGAGGACUGAAUCUCUCUUGGAUCGUCGGGGCGCUGCAUCUAACACAACAGACGCCCAGGCUGAUAGCAUCGUGGAUCCCAUGUUAGAUCUGGAUAUUCAAGAAUUAGCCAGUCUUACCACUGGCGGAGGAGAUUUGGAGAACUUUGAGAGACUAUUUUCAAAGUUAAAGGAAAUGAAAGACAAGGCGGCGACGCUUCCUCACGAGCAAAGAAAGUUGCAUGCGGAAAAGGUGGCCAAAGCCUUCUGGAUGGCAAUUGGGGGAGACAGAGAUGAAAUUGAAGGCCUUUCAUCUGAUGAAGAGCACUAAAUCAUUUGUGCUAGGGCAUCACUGCCUGAGAGCCUUCCCUGCCCCGCCCAGUUCCGUUCUGCCGAACUUCCCAUCGUUGCGUUGGCCACCUGACUUAGUUCUAGGUCUCCUUAAUUUUAGUUUUUAGUAGCGGAGAGUAGGGGUGUCCUCUCUCCAUAGAUUUUAGGCAAGUGAGGAGUGAGAAGUUUUGAAAUACGCUUUUUCUAGGAACAGGAGUGAGACGAGGCCCCGAGGCACCUGUGAUUGGCCCAGGUUGGAGAAGGAGGCCGCCACUCCAUUCCCAGGCCACCUUUUCUGUGCCGUCCCCUGUGGCCACACUCGAUCACUGCACAUCAGGAGCUGGUGCCCCUUUUCCAUGAGCUUCUGGAUUGUCUGCUUUCGGGGAGCUUCCUGCCCUGAGCUGUGUUGCUUUUGACGGGAGGCGAGGAAGCUGCCGCAGGUUCCAUGUGUGCCAUAGCGUAUAGGUGGGGGCAGAGUCCGGGGCCCUCAGCUUGGUCUCUAGCUGAAAACUGCUGCUGGGCAUUUUGUUGGUAAUAGAGUGUCCUGGCUCAUGCUAGAAGCUGUGGAAGAACCAGGGCGAAUUCUUAGACUGUAACAGAUGAGGCAAAGCAAACCCAUCUCCAAGUCGCUUUGGUUGGGGGAGGCAGGGAGGUGAGUGGGGUGGGGGAGGUGAGAGGAAGAAACUUAAGGAAUUCCGUAUCCGGGCCAGCGAAACAGCAUACGGAGCUUUCGCACUAGUGUAACCAUGAAGAAGCUCUUCUUCCUUAGAGCUCUUAAGACGUCAGAAAACAGGGCGGUUCCCCUCCUUCUCUCUGGGAACCAAAUAGGUCACUGCCAAAAUAGUGACACCGAGGGGUGGGCGGGACGAGAAAGGAUGUGAAAGGCCAGGCAACCAAUACCUGAGGACCUGGUGUUAACUGCAGGCCUGAGGGGGCCAGCCCUAGGGGCGCCGCUCCCCAAAGGGAUCGUCUCCAAAGGAAGAGUGGGCAGUACGGUAAAUAUUCCCAUUUCUGGUUUUGUAGACACUUUGUAAUGCACGCCACCAGCCUGCACUGCCGCGGUCCCUGCCGUGGCUCUGGACUGGGGCGGGGUCGUGCCGGCACGCAGGCCGAGAGCCGCCUCUGGCCUCGUGUGCACCGUGAACUCCUUAGGUCGCCAGCGGAAACAAGUCUCCGACCCCUCUGCGCACCGCGUGAAGGAGUGGCAGCAGGAGUGGAGUGCUCCAGUUCCGGGCCGGGGCAGCCACGGAGGGGGGAAGGUUCGGUGACGGGAGCGGUCAGGGAAGGGCCGUGACCGGCAACACUGGCACUUACCUUGCUUGGUGACUUGUUUUUCCUCCUCCUCCUCCUCCUCCUCCUCCUCCUCCUCUCUUUUUUUUUUUAAACUAUUCCGAAGGUCUUUGAGACUCUAGUUGAUCCUUAUUCCAUCAUUGUUUCUUUGAUGUGACUGCAUUAGCCACUAAGAAUGUAAGGGAAGUUGGCUCUGGGGUUGCACAAUGAAAGGCAGAAUGUUUUUUUUUAAAACACGGAGGGUUCCAGAAAAUACAUCAGGUGACAUGGUUAGGGAAGACGGACUUGAAAAAGCCGUGAAAGUGAUUUUGUGGAUUAAACGAAGCCAGGUGAUUAAAAUAUCAUUUAUUUAUAAAGUCUG